Heteronotia binoei (common prickly gecko) is the source of this 1403-nucleotide messenger RNA. RefSeq names its product abhydrolase domain containing 15 (gene ABHD15). The coding region runs from base 13 to 1389 and encodes 458 amino acids. Gene Ontology annotation, molecular function: monoacylglycerol lipase activity; short-chain carboxylesterase activity. The record is from RefSeq and is a predicted model, not a curated record. The transcript has 2 exons. Lineage: Eukaryota; Metazoa; Chordata; Lepidosauria; Squamata; Gekkonidae.
CCAGCAGGUCAAAUGGCAGUUUGGACGGUGGGGCUUGUGAUCCUCGGCUUGGCGGCCUGGUGGCUUGGGAGACGUCAGCGCAUCGUGGGUAGCCAGGGGUGGUGGCCGUGGACCACGGAGAAGGAAGUGGAGGAGCACAGCCCGAGGGGGGAAGAUAGCAAGGGGUCUCCUGUCGGGGACUGCCAGCUGAUCUUCACGCCCUCUGCUCUGGCCCGGGUUUUGCUCGAGAACCUCAGCGGGUCUGCCAGUCUGGAGGCCCGACGGUGGUCCUGGAAGACGUGGCCAUACUUGCAGACCAUCAGGCAGCUCCUGUGCGCCCCGGACCACCCCCUGGAGUUGGCCAGAGACCAUCUCCAAGUAGCAGACAAUGGCCUCAUCGCCUUGGACUGGGUCGUAGGGCCACGGAACAGCAGUGAAAAAGGGUCCAAUGCGUCAGAGUCCGCGGUGCUCCUGGUCGUGCCGAAUGUCACAGGGAAGAUCACCAGAAAUGUCUGCCAACUGUGCCAGCUGGCCCUUGAAAAGGGCUACUACCCGGUCAUCUUCAACAGGCGCGGGCACAACGGCUGCCCACUGACCAGCGUGAGGCUGCAGCCCUUCGGUGACCCGUCGGACCUGAAGGAAGCGGUGGCGUACAUCCGCUUCCGGCAUCCGACCGCUUUGCUCUUUGCCAUGAGCGAAGGCUCCGGCUCAGGCUUGCUGCUCUCCUACCUGGGCGAAGGCGGUUCAUCCUGCGAUCUCCACGGAGUGGCCUGCGUCUCCCCCUUGCUCAAGGGCCAGGACUGGUUUGAAGCUGGCAGCCCUUGGUUGUACAAAUGGGCUCUGCUCCUCUACCAGAAGAGAGUCGUCAGCAGGUAUGCCAAGGCCUUGAGGGAGGUGGUGGAGAUGGAACGGGUGCUUGGCAGCCACUCCCUGCAGGAGUUCGAAGAAGCCCUCUUCUGCCACAGGAAGAGCCAGCCUGUGACGUGGGACGCUUACUGGGGCUGCAAUGAACCCCCGCGGGAUGCCGACGAUGUGGCAGUGCCGGUGUUGUGCAUCUGCAGUGCGGAUGAUCCCAUCCGGGGGCCCCCUGGCAGGACCCUCCCGUGGGACCUCUUUCACACCAACCCUCAUUUCUUUCUGCUCUUGGCACCACAUGGGGGGCACUGUGGCUUCCUUCAGAAGAGCUCCUCGUCGUCUGCUGCUUCUUGGGGGAACACGGUAGCCCUGGAAUAUCUGGAGGCCUUGGCCAAGUUUUUCCAGGCAGAGGAGGGGAUGAGAGAGAGGCCACGCCGGAGGCGCUCAGUCAUCCUGCAUCAACCUUGCCAGGGUAUUCAUCAAAACAGAGAAACUUUGGCAGCCUCCCUCGAUUUCCAAAGGAGCUUCAGCUGGCAAAGGUCAUAUACUCGCUGAGAGUUGGUGGAAAU